Molecule: messenger RNA, 1108 nt
Organism: Owenia fusiformis
Lineage: Eukaryota; Metazoa; Annelida; Polychaeta; Sabellida; Oweniidae
Source: the annotation of a GenBank genome assembly
ACAAAACCUGCGCUUACAACGUAAGUAUCGUCAAUCACAAAUCACACUUAGAACAAUGCCGAGCUGUCUCAACAGGAUGCUACUACUAGUACUCACUUUCCUGACUCACCAGACAUUCGCCCGAGAUGAAAUGGUGUACGCUAGAAAAUACGAAGAUGAUUUAGGCACUACCAGAUAUAGUACACCUGACUGUGAUACGUUAUCUUGGAUCAAGGGAUAUUGCGGAACGUGCAAUUGUAUCGGUAGCAAAUGUCAACAAAAGUGCACAUAUGGGAGAGCCAAAAUACUAUGUAUAGAUGGAAGACAAAAAACAGAUAUUAUGAAAUGCGAUGAUGAUCUAUGCUCUUGUACUGGAAUUAUUCCCGACCCAUUUAUUCCCGAUCCGAUUGUUUUCCGAUUGCCAGAUAGAAUAUCUAGUAGAAGCCGUAGUUCUGAGAUGAACAGAAAGAGAAGGGCGAUAUCUCGUUUACUUUCGCGAGAACAGAAACCAAUAGGAGGAGGAGGAGGAGGAGGAGGAGGAGGAGGAGGAGGAGGAGGAGGAUACCCAAUAAAAACACAAUACUGUGACAUGUUGCCUCGGAUAGAACAGCAAUGUGAAUCAUGCAGAUGUUUUGAACUUUUUGGCUGUUCAAAGAAUUGCACAUAUAGAAGUCCAAGCAUACCGUGCAUAAGUGAAGAAGCGAAAACAGAAAUGGAACAAUGCACACCCCUUUGCGAGUCAUUACCAUGGAUACCCGACAAAUGUGACGCCUGUAGGUGUUUUGACAACCAAACAUGUUGUAAAUAUUGCUCAUAUAGAAAGGGAAGACCUUGCAUUGGUACAAGCUAUAAGAGAGUGGUAGAAGAAUGCCCCGGAGAUUGCUCUUGCGUACCCCUUUGCGAGUCAUUACCUUGGAUAUCAGAUGGAUGUGACACCUGCAGAUGUUUCAACAACGCUGUAUGUUGUAAAUAUUGCUCUUAUAAAAAGGGAAAAACGUGCAUAGGUACAGACAGUGAAAGAAACUUAACAGAAUGCGCCGGGCAUUGCUCUUGCGAGGGAGGUGGAGGAGUAGGAGGUGUUGGUGGUGGAAUAGGACAGCCGUUCCUAAAUGACACGUUUAUGAAAUAG